UUCGGAAAUGUCAUACUGCUGGGGCCACCUAUCUCUGAUUUUGUUAACUAAAUUCCAAUUUGUGGUGAAUUUUUGUGGUGCUUGGAAAUGGUGGACAGAGGACUGAUUACCAGCGAAGUUGAAUGCUCCACGAAUUUUUCCUAAAUUCGAGGGAGAGACGUUAUUCAUCAUGUUAUGACCUUCUUGCAAAUUCAGAACUAAGAAGCUUCAGGAUGACUAAUAAAGGCACCAAAAAGGGCAAGAAGCCCUUGCAAACAACACUAGGAAAAGCACCAGGGCAAAAUGAAAAGGAAGUGGAUCUAUCUCAUGUUAGAAAACCAAUAGACACCAGUGUUUUUGGUCUCAAACAAGUAUUGUCACUUUUCAGCACUGCAACUGAAGAAGUGAAAGACUACAUUACAUAUGAAUGUGAUAUUAUCUAUGAGUGUAGGAUAUGCAAAACCAUAUUCAGAAGUUUGGCCAACUUCAUUCUACAUAAGAGGAGUUUCUGUUGUGAUAAAUAUAUCCCAAUAGGAGUAGCAAGCACUUACUGUAAUACAAAGGAACCUUCUCAACCUCCACAUCCUCCUUCAACUACUAAUCUGGAACUAAGGGGCCUGCAAACUGUAGAAGUUCUUGACUCAGGCAAACUUGUAGCUGCAAAUCCAACAUCUAAAGGUUUAUCACCUGUUAUUGCAAAACUCAAAGAAAAACAAGAAAUAUCCCGGCUAACACAAGAAAUCAUAAAUAAGGACUUCUCUAAUGAAAAAACAGAAGAAAUGAGAAUGGGAGCAAUGACAAAUAAUGAUCUGCUAUUGGAAGAAAUAGCUACUAAUAAUGCAGCUGUUUUCCAAACUAUAUUGCAUGAUAUUCCAGAAAAAACUAUUGGAAAACCUGAGUUGAUAAAAUCAGAGGUGAUGGAGAUUCAUGGUAUGUUAGAUAGUGAUGAAGCAGUAUUAGGAGCAGAUGGGAAAAUUUGUAACUUUCAGACUAACAAAAUUAACAGCAAUCCAAUCAUACCUAAACUCAAACUGGUGUGCACAGAAUGUAAUAUGCAGUUUUCAACAAAGAAGACUCUUACAUUCCACUUGAAAAAUAAACACAAUGAUACUAGUCUGGUUUAUGUUUGUCCAGACUGUAAGGAUACCUUUGCAAAUUCUUGGUGUGUUUACAGACAUCUCUACAAGGUUCAUCGCAAAACCUCAGCUCAAGUGAAAAGACUCAGAGAACAGGUUCAUAAAAGUGUGAUCAGGAAAGACUAUGAACCACAUAAGAAACUUGACAAGAAAGAAUCAGAAAAUCUGGAUAAGACAGAUGAAGAAAAUCAGUGGUUGAACAACAUAGAGGGUGAUAACGCAUUCCAAAUGUGCGGCGGAUGCGGCAAACGUUUCGAACGUAAAGCCGCUCUGCAUUCACAUGCUACCAUGUGCAUCAAAAGAAUAGCCGUGUGCAACACGAUAAAAGAAAACAACGCCAAGAAAAAAGAGGAAGAGUCGAGAGAUGCAAAGACCAAAGCCAUAAAAGUUGAUAGAACCAUUACAGAGGGAGCACCAAUGAAAGGGGCUUCUAAAAGGAAGCCAUACUUGUUGAGAACUUAUAAGACCAUCGAAAAAAUCGACCAAGUUCCGGAUGUGAACGAUAACAAAAUAGUCUGUAAUGAUACAGAAAUGGUAUUGGAGAGUGAACAUUCCCUAGAAGAUAAUAAAGAUGAUGGUCCAAUAAUUGAUAUUAUGGACUCUCAUGCUUUGUCUAGUAUCAAAGAUUUCGUCCAGAACGACAAGAGUUCGUUCCUGAAGUCUGACAACGAUCUAGAAGAGCACUCGCUUCUGAAGAAGCCACAAACUGUUAGCGAGUUUGAUCUGUUCUGCAAACGGGUACUAGAACAUCUAAGACAAACUGGAAUAAGUAAAAAAUCAGAAAAUCCAACAAGUACUGACUGCAUCUCGGAAGAGCCGAAUCAAGACAAUAAGUCCGACACUGUCACUAGAAGCGAUGACAUAUUCGUGGAAUCAGUUACCCAUGCGGAAUCGGAGCCCGAGCUGGAGAUGAAUACGAGUUUGGAGGCAGCUGCCAUAUCCCCAUGUAGAAUAAGCAUCCGCAGCUUGGACGAUUUGAUCGGAUUUUCCAAAGAGGAACAGGAACAGAAAACCAAAAUUCCCACCAUGAAGACGCCGUCACCGACUCGCAAAUCGCCUAGGAGCCCUAGGACUCCGCGGAGCCCGCGCACUCCCAGGAAGGUCGUGCAGCGGCUGAUUAGGAGGAAGCGGACGAAAUCGUUGGAUUUGGAUAGCAAGGAUUCUAAAAUGUCGGAUUUCGAGGCGAUCUCUGACGAUCGAGAUCGUGUCUUCAUGACCAGGGCCGCACCUUAUAUGGACGGACUCAAUUUGAUGUGCAAGUCUUGCCAGACCAAGUACCCCACAUUUUCGAAGUUGCUCUGGCAUAUGUCUGCACAUUUUUCUUGGUUCAGGUUCCAAUGUAGCAAGUGCUCCUUCAUAACAUUCAGCAAGACCGAUUGCGCAGAGCACGCCGAACAAAACCACAGCGCAGGAAAAAGCGAAAUCGGUAGCAUAGUACUGCCCAUACCCAAUUGGAAGACUGCCCUCAUGUCCAACGAAUUCCGCGAGCUGAGAAACGACCAAGAACUGUGCGGGAUUCACACGGACGAAGUCAUGAUAGGCAGCGAGAGCGGCGAAGGGGUAGUCAGAGACACAGAAGAAAACAUUCAAGACAACAUCAUCGACACCCUGUUUAUUGACUCCGAUACGGAAAUGACGGACUUAGCCGAUGAAGUGAUACCAUUCCCGGCGCCAAUCCGAGGCAAAACGGAUUUCAUCAAAGCAGAGAGCAUCGACAUUGUGGACGAAGACAAAGACUCCUUCCAGUUGGAGAUGCCCGACGAAAUAUACACCAUGGACAUUUUCGAAGUAAUUGAAGUUGACAGCUGGGAGAAUGACAGGUACGGCGAUCGGAACGGAGCGAAGAUCAAAAGCGAGCGCCGGGACAGCGACGAUUUCGUUAUACCGGGGCUCGUGAACGAGGAACCACCUGUUUCGGACUCGAAAGUUAUCUCCAUCAAGACCGAGGACCCGAUCGGCAAUAUGAGGCCUAUAAGAAACCGGAUGAGGAGCAUAAAAACGCUGCAGAAUGACUUUUUCUAUGACCUCACUGGGGGAAAGCUCAGCGAUCCCGCGGCGAGUAAGGUGAAUGGUUUGCCGAAGUUGAAGAGAAACCCAAAUGCUUGUCCUAGAAAGGUAAAAGGUAUGAGAGUUUAUUCCAAGAAAUAACUUGUUCCUUUUGAAUAGUAACGCGGUGUUAUUGUAAAUAUCUCACAACAUUUGUGAAGUAAAUAGUUUUGUUAUUUAUUUCUUGUUCAUAUUUUUGUUUCGGUUUACUAUUUAUUGAUAGGGUAAUGAAAUAAUUAUUAAUUUUAAUAUAUAUUUUUUUCAUAUUCCAA
This is a messenger RNA of Phaedon cochleariae (mustard beetle), 3433 nucleotides long. The record is from the annotation of a GenBank genome assembly. NCBI's taxonomy places the organism in Eukaryota, Metazoa, Arthropoda, Insecta, Coleoptera, Chrysomelidae.